AGUGACUUCCUGUGUUACGUUUUGUCAAAGAUCGAAAUGUGAAGUGGACGAAAUAUAUUCCUCCUUAGCUGAUCACGAUCUAAACUGGACAGGUGUGGACGGAGGGUCUUAGCGGCUAUUCCGCCGGAAGACGAUUCGGCCUACAGGAAUAGAUGGCUAAGAAUACCUGCCAGUUUCAAUAUGAAGCGGAUGGACACUUAUUCUUAUUUAAACAUUCAAUCCAGUAACCAUGGAAGAUCUUAAUACCACUACACUUACUACAACAGAGGCCACUACAACUGAUAACAUCAACACCACAACAUCAUUGACCACCUCAUCAUCAACAGACUUCAUCAAUAUAACCACUAUCCUUACCACUGAUGGAACCACACCAGAUUCACCAAGUGCUGUAGGAGCUAUCGCUGGCGGAGUGGUUGGGGGCAUUAUAUUUUUGGUGAUCAUUGCUGCAGUUGUGUUUUUCAUUCUUCGACGUAGACGCCGUAAAAGGAAAAGGCGAAAAGAAAAAUUGGACAGUUUGCAAUCACCACCCUCAGUAAAUGAGUUAGAAAAUGCUGAAAAAAGUAAACAUAAAAAGAACUGGUCAAUGAAAGAUAAACCGAAUAAAGUGUCAUCACCCGAGCCACAUUAUGUUAAUGAAGAAAUAGGAACUUUAAAGACUGAAAAGGGGAAGUCUGGGGACCCCCUUUAUCUACAGCCAGCACCUCCAAAGCGUGAUUUAUAUAGCGGAGUUGACGGUACUGAGUACUAUAUGGGAGAGCCCACUAAAUCGACAGGUGAGAAACCCACAGAGGUGUAUAGUGACCCAAACAUUCCUGGGCAGACAAACAAGGAAUCGACAGGUGAGGAACCCACAGAGGUGUAUAGUGACCCAAACAUUCCUGGGCAGACAAACAAGGAAUCGACAGGUGAGGAACCCACAGAGGUGUAUAGUGACCCAGACAUUCCUGGGCAGACAAACAAGGACACGCCGAAACCUGUAUAUACUAACUCUGAUGCAGAGAAAAGUGUAAAAAAUGAACCCAGAGACUACGAAAAUGUUCCCCCUAAAAGAACACCACCGCCGAAAGCUAACGCACCUAAGGAAGAACCUUGUGAAGUGAUGGAUGAUGAGGAACAAACUGUUUAUGAAAAUGCCUGAAGGAAUCGUGAUAUAAUAGAGUAUAUGCUUAGUUAAUGACCGGACUUGUGAUUUCAUCACUAUGUCACUGAUUAAUUUCUGGUUGAUGCAGAUUUUAACGGUAAAAUAGCCUUUCUGCCAAAUAAAUGUGCAGUUGUACGUGUAAGUAUAAGUCGAAUGUCCCUGUUAAACAUGACAAUUCUAACUAUUUUUUCUUUCUCAUUUUUAAGUUACGUUGAGCAGGUUAUUACAAAAAAGGCAUGUUACAUGUGAUUGGUGACAAGUUAAUGUUUUAAAACCCAUUUAUUGUUUGAUGUAUCGUAAUUUUAUGCGCAUGAACGAAUAUUUUCAAUGUGAUUUUUCAGUGACCUUUUCAAAACGUGUGAUACCAUUACAUGCAAAAUAAUAAAUCUAUGUUUCUUUUACUAGACUAAUAUAAUUUUAAGAUAAAAUAAUUGAUGUAACAACAACAAGAACACUGGCAUAUUAACAAACCGUCAUUCUAACUCAAAGUCGAUAAAACAACAGCAUAAUACGAAACAGUAGAGAUUUUCAUGGAUAGCAUUGGAGACGUACAAGGAUAAAAAAAAAACAGGAAAAGGAAAAAGGGAAAAAAUGACAAUUUUGAAAUGUUGCAAUUAUCAAGUUUAACAGACAGCUAACAAUAUAAGGAAUGAUCGAGGUAAGCGGCUGAUGUUCCCUUUGAUUGUCCUUGAUUUCAAGUUAUAUAAUGUUAAUUUUGAUCGGCAUGGUAAACAAAGUUUCUGUUAAUUAAAUAUAACACAUUGCCAAUAUGCAUAUUGUUUUUUGACAGUUGAAGUUUGCAAUGGCUAUAUCUCGAGAGACGUACAGGAAGGAUAUUACUCGCUUCACAUGUAGGUUCCCCUUCGUCCUUUCAACACAAUAGCUCGCAUUUUGCCAUCAUGAAAUUUGUCGGUGGAAGUUUGUUAUCGCUAUUUCUCAAAAAGUUCUUCCGUCCUCAUAUAGCCCUGGCUGUUGUUAGGAUGUCAACCCUUAAACACAUAAAAAAGUUCCAACGUCCUCAUAUAGCCCUGGCUGUUGUUAGGAUGUUAACCCUUAAACACAUAAAACAGUUCUUCCGUCCUCAUAUAGCCCUGGCUGUUAUUAGGACGUUACCCCUUAAAACAUCAAACAGGUUUUCUUACGUCUAUCUUGGAUUUCAUAGGAAGACUUUCCUUGUUAUCAAAUGAUUAGGAGGGAAAUGGGAAAGAAUGGAAAAGUGGAGAAAAGAUCUAAGAUCAGUCGGUGGUGGGCGCCAAGAUCCCUUGUCUACUGAAUGUAAUUACAGUUUAGUUUUAUUUAUUCAACUACUUUCAAUAGCUUCAAAUGUUACAUAUAUCAAUAUAUAUAUAUCGUUCUAGUAAUAUCCGCUGCGAAGUCCAUCGACGUAAACAUUUAUACAAUGUACAUGACUUUGGUGAAUUCAAACAUGUUCAAUGCCAUCGCUAUGCCAUUCCUGCCUCAUUUAAGACACCUUCACCUGGUCUAUAUAUAAAUCUUUAUUUUAUUGAUUUUUUGCCCUAUUUUUAGUUCACAUAUUGGUUGCUUGCUCAUUUUGUUGGACGACCUGUCCUUGUUUAUAUGAUACAGGUUGAAUUACGUUAUUUACACCAAGUCAAAGUUGUAUAUAUUUGUUAUCUGAAAGAAACGGUUAUCCCUUACAUGACAAACUCUUUAAUAAUUGGCAUAUGACAAGUCUACGUCUUAUUAACUCUUUCUUUUAUUAAUGAUUUUAUGAUGAUCCGUACUUCUGUUGAUAGUUUAAUGAUAAACCAUUCUUCUAUUGAUAAUUUAAGUAUUGUCCUUUCUUCUAUUGAUGU
Messenger RNA from Pecten maximus, 2958 nucleotides. RefSeq names its product putative surface protein bspA-like. The coding region runs from base 230 to 1138 and encodes 302 amino acids. Lineage: Eukaryota; Metazoa; Mollusca; Bivalvia; Pectinida; Pectinidae. The transcript has 5 exons. The record is from RefSeq and is a predicted model, not a curated record.